Molecule: messenger RNA, 906 nt
Organism: Glycine soja
Lineage: Eukaryota; Viridiplantae; Streptophyta; Magnoliopsida; Fabales; Fabaceae
Exons: 4
Coding region: 100-498 (132 amino acids)
Source: RefSeq, a predicted model, not a curated record
AAACGUAGAGUUGGGAGAAAGAAAAGAAUGGAACCAAACAAGUGAAGUAGUACACAACACAUAGAGAUAGGAAGACAAAACAUUCUCACUCCGAACAAAAUGUCGAUUAACAGCGAAUCUACGCCGCCACCGCUGAUCGGCAAAAUCGGGCCUUACACCGUCUUCAUGACGCCGCCGUCUACACCCAAACCCUCCGACGACCACCCCGUCACCACCACCACCACCACCAAGAUCGCACCUCCGCCGCCUCAGAUUCCCAAAGCCGUUCCUUCCCCCAAACCCGUCUCCGACCCCGACGAUUCCGUCUUCGGCUUCUUCAGAAAUGCCGUUACCAAGGUCCAAACCGCACACUCAAGUUUGGAUGAUCAUUUGGCACGUUGGUUUGGGUUGAAUCAGUCAAAGUAUCAAUGGGCUCUUGACGAUUAUUAUGAGAGCAAGGGAAUGGAAAAAGGAGACAUUAAAGUGAAAGAAAUAUCGAGCAAAGUACAGAGUGUUUGACUUGCCUAGAGUUGGUGGAUUAUUCAAAAGUGAGGUGUGAAGACUCCUGCUUUGAGUAUAUUUAUACCUUUGUAUUUACAUGUGGAGUAGAAUGUACGCGUCUGAUAUGUCAAAGUUAUUUGAUCUAAAUCCAUUGAUAUGAUUCAAUGGUUAUUUUCCAACUCCUGCCAGUUGAGUCUGAUUGGACAGUCUCUACCUGUAAUCUAAUUACCAAGUUAUUUUCUGGGGCAAAUGUUUUGUUUUUGUAUUGUAGUUUGGGUCAUGUUUUUGGGCUUCUCAUGAUGGCUGGGUUUUCUCCUAAGCAUUUUGUUUGUAAUCUGAGGGGGCUAAACUCUGCAAAAACCCUAUGCAAAUUAUUUCAAGCGAUAGUGUGAUUGGUUAUUGAAAAAAAUCGUAAUUUGUCCAGUA